Molecule: messenger RNA, 2346 nt
Organism: Oreochromis aureus
Lineage: Eukaryota; Metazoa; Chordata; Actinopteri; Cichliformes; Cichlidae
Product: solute carrier family 26 member 6-like
Exons: 19
Coding region: 151-2193 (680 amino acids)
Biological process (GO): transmembrane transport
Cellular component (GO): membrane
Molecular function (GO): chloride transmembrane transporter activity; secondary active sulfate transmembrane transporter activity; oxalate transmembrane transporter activity
Source: RefSeq, a predicted model, not a curated record
GAGUUCAAGGCUCUUUUCCACUUUCCGUGGCUCACAUGUGAAAGUGUGUGAAAGCUUGUGUGUGUGUGCGUUACCCUAAUACAUGCAAACGCUCACUAUCACCCAAGUGGUCUCUUUGUAAUAAUGUGGCUUCUUGCUGGUAGAGAUUAAAUGGACAACGUUGAGCAAAAUGACCGGCCUCGCUCCAGGCAGCUUGUUCUCGCUGAUGCCCUGGACGAAGCACAGCUGGAUCUCCUCGGGCAGAGGCUAGAAAAGAAGUCUCUGUCACUUUCGGAGAGGGUAAAGUCACAAUGUCGGUGUUCUGGUUCCAGGAUAAAAAGCUUCGUGCUGGAGGUUAUUCCCGUCCUGUCAUGGCUCCCUCAUUACUCCGUCAGACACAACGCCGUCGGAGAUCUGGUGUCUGGCAUCAGUGUUGGGAUCAUGCAUCUACCACAGGGUAUGGCCAAUGCCAUGUUGGCAGGAAUUCCUCCAGCAUUUGGUCUGUACACUUCUCUUUAUCCUCUGAUCGUCUACUUCAUCUUUGGCACUUCCAGACACCUCUCCAUCGGUACCUUUGCCGUCCUGUCCAUCAUGAUUGGGACUGUGACAGCUAAUGUGGAGUUGCUUAGCGACGGUGAUGAAGCAGCUGUUGAAGCAGCCAAAGUAAACGUAACGGUGCAAGUCACCUUCCUUUGUGGCCUAAUACAACUCCUUUUGUACCUGCUGCGGGGAGGUGUUGUGUGCCGCUGGCUGUCGGAUCCUGUAAUCAGAGCCUACACCACAGCAGCCGGCCUGCACAUGAUCAUCGUACAGCUGCCGCUAAUGACAGGAGCACCAGUACAGAAACAUACUGGACUGCUGGCUUCACCUAGGACUUUCAUAGAUGUUCUGUAUGGAGUGACCAAUGUUGUAACAGGAACUCUGUUAGUCUCUACGGUUUCUUUGGUGAUACUCAUCGGAGGCAAACUGCUGAAUGAGCGCUUUAAGAACAAACUGCCUGUCGCCAUACCAUGGGAGCUUAUACUGAUUGUUCUCAGCACCCUCCUGUCAGUACAGAUGGAUCUGGCUGGACAGCACAGAGUCCAGGUGGUGGGACACAUACCCAGUGGCCUGUCUCCCCCAGCUCUUCCCUCCUUGUCUCAGUCCAGAGAGCUUUUCAUUCCAGCUCUGUCCUUGGCUUUGAUUGGCUUCAGCUUCCUCUCAGCCAUGGGCUCAAUGUUUGCCAACAAACAUGGCUACCGUGUGGACCCGAGUCAGGACCUGCUGGCCCUGGGUCUAUGUAACACCAUAGGAGGGAUGUUUCAGUGCUUUGCUGUCAGCUGCUCCUUUUCUCGCAGCACGGUCCAGGAAAGCAUUGGCGUCAAAACACAGAUGGCUGGUCUGGUGUCAGCUCUGUUGAUUCUGACAGUCUUGUUGGAGAUUGGUUAUCUCUUUGAGCAGCUGCCAAAGGCAGUGCUGGCAGUGAUUAUCGUGGUGAACCUUCAGGGCAUACUGGCUCAGUUCAGAGAUGUGCGUCUGCUCUGGAAGUCUGACAGAUUAGACCUGCUCGUGUGGAUAGUGUCACUGACUUCCACCUUCAUUUUUAACCUGGAUCUGGGUCUGGCUGUGGCUGUCGUCUUCUCUCUGGUCACACUCCUUUACAGGACACAACACUCCACCACCCUUGUUUUGGGUCACAUUCCUGGUACAGACUGUUACAGAGAUGUGGAGCUCUACCUUGAGGCGAGGCAAAUUCCAGGUGUGACGAUACUCACAUGUUCCAGUCCACUUUACUUUGCCAACUGUGAACUGGUGUUCACAAAGAUCAGACAGACGGUGAAUCAUGGUCAGAAGGAAAACUCAGCUGGAGUUCACAUCGCUGCUUCUUCGGUUUCUUCCCCCCCAGCGCAGACACACAUGCACACCUACUGCUUGGUUCUGGAUCUCAGCUCUGUUACCUUCAUGGACUCUGUGGCCAUGACGGCACUUUGCAAGGUUGUAGAAGUCUUGGACAUCCAGGGUGUCGGUGUUUUUCUGGCAGCUUGCCCAGCAUGUUUACAGAGAAAGUUUUAUCCCAGCUCCAGACACAGGGCUGUAUACCAGACAGCCUGCCCCUCUCCUGUCUCUUUCCAUCGGUCCAUCAUGCCGUCCAGCACUGCCUCACCAUCCUGCCCAGGUCUCUGGAGGAAAUCAACUCGGGUACAAGCGUUUGUUAAAACGACAAAGGGACAAUAAUCCUGCAUAAAGCAGACCCCAAACCAACACCUGAGCUGGACGGCGUCCAUUUAUUUUGACAGAAUGCUCUUUUUCAUUUGCAUGUUGCACAGUUUGUCUUUUCUCCGUCUUUGCUUUUUUGUAUUUCAACAAAUAAAUGUAAUAACAAAUGUA